Messenger RNA from Spodoptera frugiperda (fall armyworm), 1940 nucleotides. RefSeq names its product target of rapamycin complex subunit lst8 (gene Lst8). The record is from RefSeq and is a predicted model, not a curated record. The transcript is spliced from 8 exons. Gene Ontology annotation, cellular component: TORC2 complex; TORC1 complex. The coding region runs from base 202 to 1149 and encodes 315 amino acids. Gene Ontology annotation, biological process: TOR signaling; regulation of actin cytoskeleton organization. Gene Ontology annotation, molecular function: protein binding. NCBI's taxonomy places the organism in Eukaryota, Metazoa, Arthropoda, Insecta, Lepidoptera, Noctuidae.
UCAAUGUCAAUAAAUGCAAGUUUCAAACGACCUCAGAAAUAAAAAAAUAAAUAAACAAGUUUUUUUAAAUAAAACAUUACAAAACAAUAAACUUAUUAAAUGGUUAUACUUUGAUAAGAGUAAAGUUUAAAACAUACGAACUAAACCAUAUAUGCCUCAAAAUCUAUAAUUCUUGUGAUCUAACCAAAAGUAAGUGCAGGUAUGUCGGGGGACGGUAGUGGCGGUGGUGGGUCGGCGGUGGCCCUAGUGACCGGAGGCUAUGAUCAUACAAUCAAGUUAUGGCAAGCACACAGUGGCGUCUGUUUACGAACCAUGCAACACCCUGAUUCCCAAGUGAAUGGGCUUGAGAUAUCUCCCACUGGACAGAUGGUAGCAGCGUGUGGCUACCAGCACAUUCGCAUGUAUGACUUAGCCAGUGCCAACCCAGAUCCUGUUGUUAAUUUUGAAGGAAUCACGAAGAAUGUUGCCAGAGUUGGAUUUCAAAAAAAUGACCUUUGGAUGUACACCGGUGGUGAAGAUUGGACGGCUAGAAUAUGGGACCCAAGGGCUGCACCACAAUUCCGCUGCACAAAAAUAUUCCAAGUGCAAGCUCCUGUCAAUACUGUUACAUUGCAUCCCGAUCAGACACAGAUUAUGGUGGGAGACCAGAGUGGCAUAAUACACAUGUGGGACCUUCGGACAGACCAGAAUGAACAAUUGAUACCAGAUGCUGAAGCCUCAAUCCAGGAUAUAGCAAUUGACCCAGAAGGCAAGAUGAUGGCUGCGGUGAACAACAAGGGCAACUGCUAUGUGUGGUCACUGGGAGGCGCAGCCCCACAUCCCGUACCACUCAAACACAUUGUUGCACAUUCUAAAUAUGCUCUCAGAUGCAAGUUCAGCCUGGAUUCUACGAUGCUUGUGACGACGUCUGGCGAUUGUUCAGCGAAAGUGUGGCGGACCAGCGACUGGACGCUGCUACGUGAACUGCGCAACGACACGCAACGGUGGGUGUGGGACGCAGCCUUCAGUAUCGACUCACGAUACCUUUUUACGGGUUCCUCAGACAGUUACGCCCGACUCUGGGACGUAGAAAAGGGCACCCUAGAGAGAGAAUACUGCGGACAUCAGAAAGCUAUCACCGCCCUUGCCUUCAGAGACCAGGCAGUUUAAUAAUUGUAACUUUAAUUAAGGAAAAUUGUACAUGAAUUAUUUUAUAACGAACGCGAAUGUUUCUUCUCAAAAUUAUUUGAUUAUGACUCAAAUUGUUUGUUAGAUAAGUUGCAUUUAUUAGUGCCAUUAGUUUCCACAAAGCUUACAUGGAAAAUGGUCUGUAAUUAGUUCCUUUUAAUCAGGUUGUCAAUAAGGGUUAUUACUUGUUUUUGUUAUUUUUUUAUAUGCCUUGUUACAUGUCAAAUUACCAGUUUUGCAAUGUCUAAUCAAGAAUGUGUUUAACAGGAACUUAAUCAGACAUAGUGUGGCUGUAUUUCUAUUAUUUAUCUAAGUUGUUGGUGGAUGUGUGUGUCCAUCUACCUACAGAAUUUGAAACUGGUCCUACAAUAGGUUAAGAAUAUGAUUUCCGACAAUAGCUUACUAGGUACCGUUUAGCGCUUGUAUAUUUGUAAAUACUGUCUUACUAGAUUAUGUAGCGAUAUGUUGUUAUAGGCUAAUCAUUUUGUACUCUCUUCCUGGAAAAUACUAACUUACUUAUAUACAAAACAAAGCCAAAUACAUAAUUGAAUCAUACAGAUAAAGAUGUAUUAAAUCUGCAUUUACUUAUUCAGAUGUAAAAAUCAAGCUAAGAGACAAAAUAGUACGUGGGUCGUCAUGCGACGGUUUUUAAGUAAAUUUCAGGCAUAUUUUGUACUUUUUUAUCCUGUAAUACUUGUGUUCGAUGCAUUUACUAUGUAAAUAUAACAGACUCUCAUUUGACUAUAAUAUAAAAUAAAAUACUAUAUUAUAAA